Molecule: messenger RNA, 1163 nt
Organism: Salvelinus fontinalis (brook trout)
Lineage: Eukaryota; Metazoa; Chordata; Actinopteri; Salmoniformes; Salmonidae
Product: cytidine deaminase-like
Exons: 4
Coding region: 146-658 (170 amino acids)
Cellular component (GO): cytosol
Molecular function (GO): zinc ion binding; cytidine deaminase activity
Source: RefSeq, a predicted model, not a curated record
UGCCCCUCCCACCCAGACCAUGUGUGAGCUGUGGGGCUCUUAAAAACCUGCUUGUUGGGUACAGCUUUCAAUCCAUCCACUCUCUAUUUCCACCUUUACUCUCUCCUUUUCUCUCUCAACAGACACUUACAAAGAAAGGGUUGGUAUGACAGACUUCGGGAUCAGUGAGUUAAGGGUAGACGGAGCAGACACAGAAGCCAGGAAUCACUCGAGUGAAGAGGAAAAUGAGGAUUGGAUUAAACCUCUUAUUCACCAGUCCCAGGGGGCUAAAGAGUUUGCCUACUGCCCCUACAGUAAGUUCCGGGUGGGGGCAGCCCUGUUGGCACAUGAUGGGACAGUUUUUACAGGAUGCAAUGUAGAAAAUGCUAGCUACAACCUUGGCCUCUGUGCAGAGAGGACCGCUAUUGCAAAAGCUGUUUCCGGGGGAUACAGAAGUUUUAAGGCUAUUGCUAUUGCCAGUGACCUGGAAGACCAGUUCAUCUCACCAUGUGGAGGUUGCAGACAGUUCAUGAGAGAGUUUGGUGAUCAUUGGUCCGUCUACCUAUCCAAGCCUGAUGGUUCUUACAAGGAAAUGACUAUAGAAGACCUGCUUCCUGUGUCCUUUGGGCCCGAAGACCUGAAGAAAAAGAGAUUGUUCACCACAAAGAAUGGGUCAUAAAUGUAUUCACAAGACAAGAGGCAAAACCAGAAUCGUUCAUAACGGCAUUAUAAGUCCGUGAAAUGUUAGACUGCUGAGCUGGAUAAUGGGCUGAUUUGCCAGCCAAUAGGACUAUACAUUUUAUUAGUUGAAUAAUGUCAUUGGAUAUUCUUUUUCUUCUGUCUGUGCCUUUGAAAUUAGGAAAAUCUGUCUCAAUGUGUUUUCUAACAAUUGUUUGAAAUGCAGUAAAUUACAUCAAAUGAUAUUAUGCUACACAGCUCAUAAUCACAUUAGUAUUUGUAUGUGUAUGAUUUGCGAGUGUUUGUUUGAAGUAUGAAGUAUCAAUGUUGAAAAUGCAUUUUGAUGUAUUACUCAUUAAUAUUACAAUAUUUUAGGACAUUUGUGUAAAGUUUUGAUUGUGUUUAGGCCUAUUUGCAUCAUUUGCUGACACCAAUAACAUUGUCAUUGUCUCUUUAAUUUAGAAACAGGUCAAGUUAAAAAAAAACGUCAUGUGACACUAGAAGCA